Molecule: messenger RNA, 1796 nt
Organism: Chara braunii
Lineage: Eukaryota; Viridiplantae; Streptophyta; Charophyceae; Charales; Characeae
Source: the annotation of a GenBank genome assembly
ACGAUUUACGUCCUCGUGAACACGCACAAGGAGAGAGAGAGAGAGAGAGAGAGAGGUAGGUUUUGAGCAGUGAAUUGCAGAUCUUUUGGAACUAUCUAGCCAGAGCUGGAUGUGUCGGUCGGACGCAAUUGGCGGCAAAGUUUGGGGACGAGAGCGGGGGUGAGGUAUUGGCUUGGCGCGCAGGUGGCCAGCGUUGUAGGCCCAGGAGCAGUAGUUGUGUAGUCGAUCAAUCAAUCAAUCAACCAAUCAAGCAAUCAAUUCAAUCAAUCGAGCAGUUAAUUAACGCGCCAUCUCUAGGGGGGGGGGGGGGGGCUGUUGGCAUGAAAUCGUGUCGCUGUGGCACUGGUGGUGCUUUAUAGUUGGCGGUGAUUGGAGCUCGGCGUGAGAGGAGGGGGGAAGCGAGGGGCAGGGAGAGGGAGAUUGAAUCCUUAACAAAAAGUAGAGGCGGACAGGGAAGAGGAGCAAGAAGCAGAGAAGAGAGGACGGGAAGUAGAGAGCAACGUCUGGCAAUAUGGUCGGCUUUCGGUCCCGUGUCCUCUGGGCGGUGACCGGCCUCCUCCUCCUCUCCAGCGUUGCCACGUGGCUUGUUGCCGUUAAUGGCAGGCAAUUGGCCGGAGGUGAUGAUGGAAUUGAAAUGGUAACGUCUCAGAAGUAUUCCUUCUCCUCCUCCUUCUCCUCCUCCUCCUCCGACGACGACGACAACGACGUGGUCGUUUGGAAGGAGGAAGGAUCCACGGCGGCGGCGGCGGCGGCGGCGGCGGCGCUUCCAGACGUGCAUCCUUUCUGCAAGUUUUGCAAGGGCGCUGUGAAGGACUUCCAAGCUGAGAUCAAUCGCCCUGAUGCUGUCGACGUGGCCGUUCAGUCAUUCGAGCAGUUUGUCUGCGGUAAAUUGCAGGCGGAGGGUAUCCGUGAAAAAUGCAAGGAGGUGGGGGAGAUCUAUAUACCCGCCUUGAUUGAUGUGCUUCGCGAGGAUGUGACGGAGGACAAGGUGUGCGGCGCUCUCAAGCUCUGCGACGAAGACGACGGCCUCUCGCUCUCGUCUCCUCGCUCUCCCCUUUUCUCUCCCAUGAAUCAUCCUCCUCCUCAUCGUCCUCGCCAUCGUCAUUCGAAGCGGAGGUGCAAGGUUUGCGAGGCCUUUGCCGCCCAGGCUUUGCGCUAUCUUGGCCAGAACGAAACCGUGGCGGAGAUUGUCUCCCUUGCACACAAAGCGUGUCAACGACUCAAGGGGGAGACGUCGCAAGAGGAGUGCAACAGCUUGGUCGAAGUGUACGCCCAGGAUCUUCCAUCGGUCAUGGCAUCGAUAACGCCGGAGCAAUUCUGUCAUUUGCUGAAGUUUUGUGACGGCGACGACAACCCCGCCGCCGCCGCCGCCGACGACGAGAGAGAAAGAGACGAUGGGGAAGCAGAAGAUGUCAACGAUGUUAAUGCUGUCGGUCAUGGUGGAAAUGAAUGCCUUCUGUGUCGAUAUGCUGUGGUCAAGGCCAGGAAGAGAUUGGAGAAUCCGGAAGUGCAGGAGAUGAUACUGGGGUUGCUGGACAGAACGUGUGAAAAAGUUCCGAAGCAUACGGACCAGUGCAAGGCGUUUUUGGAGUCGUACAGUGAAAAUUUCUUCGCAAAUUUGGACGUGAUUCUCGACCCUCACGGUUUCUGUAGACGCAUGGGCGCGUGCUUCUCGUCGUCGAUGUAGGUGUGUUUGUCAAUCUGACGGACGAGGGGAGAGAGGGGGAGAGAGAGAGAGAGAGAGAGAGAGAGAGAGAGAGAGAGAGAGAGAGAGAGAGAGAGAGAGAGAGAGAGAG